Molecule: messenger RNA, 1187 nt
Organism: Triticum aestivum (bread wheat)
Lineage: Eukaryota; Viridiplantae; Streptophyta; Magnoliopsida; Poales; Poaceae
Product: protein FAR1-RELATED SEQUENCE 5
Exons: 5
Coding region: 73-1146 (357 amino acids)
Source: RefSeq, a predicted model, not a curated record
UAUCGAUCCACAAACCCUAGCUACGGCCGCAGUUCUUCUCUUUCCAAAGGAGCGAGUUCUCCGGCGAACUAAAUGAAUCAGUCCGGUGGAACAACAUCAGCAGGCGGUGAUGGAGGGGGCUCAGUUGGUCUGGAUUCAGACGAAAACAAGACUCAAGCGAACGUAUUACAAGGCGACACGGUUCAGGGAGAAAGCAAGGUUCAGGCUUCUCCUAAUUUAGAUGAACACGAUGUAAACUCUGAAGGUUGGACAAGAAGAGAACGGAAUCGACAGGGCGCUGCGUUCAGGAAACCAUGUUCAGACAGAUGCAUCCAGAUGGAGAUAGCACUUGGAAAUGCUGGGAAGAUUGGGCAGGAAGUUGUUUUUCAGCCAUUUAAAGGGAUGGAAUUCGACUCAGAGAAGGAUGCAUUCGAAUUUUUCAAUGCAUAUUCUUGGGAAAUUGGUUUUGGUAUCAAGCAUGGCAAUAAGUACAUCAACAAGCACGGAUUCAAGACAAAGCAGGACCUUUUGUGCUCAUGCGAGGGAACUCACAAAAAAUUCAACUCUAGGUCUAGCAGAACAAACUGCCCUGCUAUGGUUAGGUUGCUUCGCACCAACGACGACGGAUGGUACUAUGCAGAGGUGGUAUUAGAACACAACCACGAGUUGGCAGACAAUGUCGGUGAAAGAAAGUUAUGGAAGUGCCACAAGUACGUCGACGCAUCUAUGAAGGACAUUGUUAGGCACUUGCGUUCUAACAAUGUUUCACUGACCAAGGUAUAUGGGGUGAUGGCCGACAUUCAUGGUUCACACAAUGAUGUCCCAUUCCGUAAAAGGUCUCUCAAAUCCAUGUGUGCGUCCAUAGCUCAAGAAUGUAGUCAGGAUGAUAUCAACAAGACACUGGCUUUAUUCACAAGCAUGCAGGCAGAGGGCACUGGAUUCUUUUUCGCAGUAAAAAAAGAUGAGCAAAGAAGGGUGUCUGGUCUGUUUUGGUGUCACCAAAAGAGCAGGGCCGACUACAGUUUCUUCGGAGACGCCAUGACAUUCGACACAACUUACAAGAGCAACCUCUAUGAGAUGCCAGUUGGUCUAUUCGUCGGAGUCAAUAACCACUAUCAAUGCUGCCUGUUUGGUUGUGUUUUCCUGCGUGAAGAGACUGUAGAGUGAUUCAAGUGGGCAUUUGAAACAUUCCUAUCAGCAAUGGGCAA